CGCAAAGGAGGUGGCGAAGUUGCUGGAGAUGAAGGCGCAGCUGGGAGAUGAGGGGAAGUCCAAGUUCGUGCUCAAGACCCCGAAGGGCACACGAGACUAUAGCCCCAAGCAAAUGGCCAUUCGGGAGAGAGUCUUCAAUGCUAUCAUCACCUGCUUCAAGCGCCACGGAGCCGAGGUCAUUGACACGCCAGUGUUUGAGCUGAAGGAGACACUGACGGGGAAGUAUGGAGAAGACUCGAAACUCAUCUAUGAUCUGAAAGAUCAGGGGGGAGAGCUGCUGUCCCUGCGCUAUGACUUGACUGUGCCUUUUGCUCGCUAUUUGGCAAUGAACAAAAUCACCAACAUUAAGCGCUAUCACAUUGCUAAGGUGUACAGGCGGGACAACCCAGCCAUGACCAGGGGCCGCUACAGGGAAUUUUACCAGUGUGAUUUUGACAUCGCUGGCCACUUCGAUCCUAUGAUUCCUGAUGCUGAGUGCCUGAAAAUAGCGCAUGAGAUCUUGAGUGAGCUGCAGCUUGGAGACUUUCUUAUUAAGGUCAACGAUCGACGCAUCCUUGAUGGGAUGUUUGCAGUUUGUGGUGUCCCAGACAGCAAGUUCCGGACGAUCUGUUCCAGCGUUGACAAACUGGAUAAGAUGCCAUGGGAAGAUGUGAGGAGUGAGAUGCUGGGAGAAAAGGGGCUCUCUCCUGAGGCUGCGAAUCGCAUUGGGGAAUAUGUCCAGCUCCACGGUGGCCUGGAGCUGAUUGAGCAGCUCCUCCAGGACCCAAAGCUAUCCCAGAAUCAACUAGCCAAGGAGGGGUUGGGGGACAUGAAGCUGCUGUUUGAGUACCUGACGCUGUUUGGCAUCACAGGGAAGAUCUCCUUCGACCUGAGCCUGGCGCGAGGCCUGGACUAUUAUACAGGGGUGAUCUUUGAGGCCGUCCUGGUACAGCAGGAGAACAACCAUGAGGAGGAGCCAGUCAGCGUUGGGAGUGUGGCUGGAGGUGGUCGCUACGAUGGGCUGGUGGGGAUGUUUGAUCCCAAAGGACGGAGGGUGCCCUGUGUGGGAGUCAGCAUUGGGAUUGAGCGGAUCUUCUCCAUCAUGGAGCAGAAGGUGGAGGCCUCUGCAGAGAAGAUCCGGACAACAGAGACACAGGUACUAGUGGCCUCUGCCCAGAAGAAGCUCCUAGAAGAGCGGCUGAAGCUCAUCUCUGAGCUGUGGGACGCUGGGAUCAAGGCAGAGAUGCUGUACAAGAAGAAUCCUAAACUACUGAAUCAACUGCAGUACUGCGAGGACACAGGCAUUCCCCUUGUUGCCAUCGUGGGUGAGCAGGAGCUCAAGGAUGGAGUUGUCAAGCUGCGGGUCGUGGCCACCAGGGAGGAGGUUGAUGUUCGCAGGGAGAGCCUUGUUGAGGAGAUCAAGACACGAACAAGCCCGUCUUAAGCCCUUCUGGCUGCCUCUACUCAUUCACUGGAUUUCAGCUGACAGACUUCCUCCUGUAAAUGCCAAGCAGUGUGGCAGCGGGUGCAGGGCUGGGGAGCAUUUGAAAGCUGUAUUUAUUCUCGACUUGUGCCCUCCUUUUCCCAGUGGGAGCAGAGAAGCUGCAUUGCCUUCUACAAAACACUAUGGCCCUGAGCAUGUUGCUGGAAAGAUGUUUUGCGAGAGUCCCUGGCAAGCGUUUGCCUCCUGUCCGUGAUCGUUAUGGUGACAUGUGGAGCCCCAUGCUGUUGGCAGACCCCGGGGUCUUGGCUGCAGCUUCUUGUUCCCUUCAUUUUGAAUAAACCUCCUAUCUAGCAUCUCUGCUCUGGCUGCAGGGAGGUGACCUUAUCCAAAGCAAAAUGUAAAGCCCAUUCCAAGAAACAUAAUAAAUCUUCUGUCUGUCUUA
This is a messenger RNA of Struthio camelus australis, 1865 nucleotides long. NCBI's taxonomy places the organism in Eukaryota, Metazoa, Chordata, Aves, Struthioniformes, Struthionidae. The record is from RefSeq and is a predicted model, not a curated record.